AUGUGGCUACCGCAUCUGGCCAAGAAGACUGUCUACAAGGGGUUCAUGUACCUGAUGCCGUCAAGCUAUUCGCUGUCGGCGCUGGAUGAUGGUGUCACGACUGAAAUGACCGUGGGGCAGUACAUCAAGAAGCAUUACAAGCUCCGACCGAACGACAAGUACAGCAUGUCGAGGUGUCGCAACGUAGGAUUGAUGAGUAGCUGCGAGUGA
Messenger RNA from Phytophthora nicotianae INRA-310, 210 nucleotides. RefSeq lists its product as hypothetical. The record is from RefSeq and is a predicted model, not a curated record. NCBI's taxonomy places the organism in Eukaryota, Oomycota, Peronosporomycetes, Peronosporales, Peronosporaceae. The coding region runs from base 1 to 210 and encodes 69 amino acids. The transcript has 3 exons.